Messenger RNA from Lytechinus variegatus (green sea urchin), 2303 nucleotides. Its product is annotated as stathmin domain-containing protein 1-like. NCBI's taxonomy places the organism in Eukaryota, Metazoa, Echinodermata, Echinoidea, Temnopleuroida, Toxopneustidae. Gene Ontology annotation, cellular component: neuron projection; cytoplasm. The record is from RefSeq and is a predicted model, not a curated record. Bases 295 to 1260 code for a protein of 321 amino acids. The transcript is spliced from 2 exons. Gene Ontology annotation, molecular function: tubulin binding. Gene Ontology annotation, biological process: microtubule depolymerization; regulation of microtubule polymerization or depolymerization; neuron projection development.
CCACCAGGUGGAGUAUAUUCCACCCCGUCUACUGUGAGAGAAACAUAUCCGACAAAAACGCUCUUCGGGAAGCUAUAAUACUUGUCAUAUUUCGCAAUAUCACGGGUAUGAUAUAGACCUUUCGACGGAUAGAUAAGUUAUCCGAGAACAAUUGGAGUUAAUUCCACGACAAUUCUUUCAAGAAAACAAUUAUAGUCUUGUGAUCGACAUAAUACUUCGCAGCCUGCGUUCCAAUGCAGAUCAGAAUAUAGUUUUCUAUAUCUUCAACAAAUUUGGACUCGCUUCAAAAUCACCAUGGGUUGCAAUAGUUCAAAGUCAACUCAAGUCAUGGAACUUGGUCCUGAUGGAGAGGUCGUCAGUCGAAAAUCGUCUGCGUCGUCGAAACGGGGCAGGAGUGCCGGCAAGACCGUCCGCGAUGUCAACGAAAACGCAAACGACGUCGAGGUUCUAAAUGAUAAGCUGGGAUCGACGGGCUCGUUGGGAAGUCAAUUGGAUACUAAAUCCCAAGAUCGUUUGGUUUCAUCGGCGACGAGCAAGAUCUCGAGAAGGACAAUGGACAGUGGAUUGGAGGCUGACUACGGAAAUGUGAUCACUGAAUAUUCACAUCCAAACAUGAUUGAUGACAGGCCUGAAACACCAGACCUGUUUGUCACUGGGAUGAAAUGCGAAUCAAGGAAGAGCAGUGGUAACACAAAGGCUCGCAACGCUCAGACGACGGAGCAGAUCUUGGGUGAACUCAAGUCUCAGGGGAUCAUCAGCACUUCUUCAACAGCUCCACAGAUCGCACCAAAGAAAGGCGGUACAUCCUUCGAUGUCAUGAUCGCUAUCGACUUCGACGAGCUGAAGAAACCUCCUCCCAGGCUUGCCAAGCUGAAGAAGAAGAAGAAGAAGUCCAAGAAGCUGACCAAAGAGGAGGUCGACGCCAAGCUGAAGGCCGCCGAGGAGAGGCGAGAGGCUAAACGCAGUAAGCUCCGGGCCAAGUUGGACACCAUGAAGAAGGAGGCCGAGGUGCACCAGAACAGCGAGGCGCAGGAGGAGGCGCAGAAGAAGCAAGUGGCUGAGAAGGUCAAUGAAAGUCUAGAUCAGGCGGCAAAGAAUCGUGAGGCUAAGUUCAAGGCCAUGAGGGAAAAGCUAGAGCAGAAGAAGCGGCAUGCGGAGAAGGUCAGGCAAGCCAAACUGGCCAGGAUGGCUGAAAAAGAACAGAAUGGUGACGGCGAAGAAGCAGGACAGAAAAAUGAAGAAGAGGUGUCUGCUGUUUGAAAGGACAGUCGAUACACCACCUGUAUUCCUUGAUACCUCCUCGAGAUGCAUGAGCAGUCGGGUCAAAGCCAUAACGCAAUAUUAUAAACGCUGCCAAUUCUGUGCCAUUGGUUUGUUGACUGUAACCCGAUGGCCUUAUGCAUCUGUUAUAUGAGAUGAUGCCCGUCUAUUCGUCAAAGAUAACUUGUUGAAAGAUCAAUGGACGAUGUCCAUGGCAAGGGCAAUUUGGUGCUUAUCAAUACAUGAACAUUGAAAUAUCAUGUCGAUAGGUUGACGGUUAAAAUUAUUUUGACGGCAUGCUUAGCACAUCUCGUGAAAAAAAGUAAAUUUGAAUUUCUAUCGUAUUACUAUUUUAUAAGAGAUGAUAUUUAGAUUGCCAAAAGACGCAGGCCUAAAUAUCAUACGAAGUUGAUACAGUUCAAAUUCCGUCCGCGAUAACUAAUUCAGGUAUUACAAUUGAUAAAUGUUUUCCAGACAAAUCCGUCCAUUUUCUGGUAGACUUAUUUUAUGUCAUAUACAGAGCAGGGCUCUAAUAUAGAUUCGUGACACUGGAUGUCAAUAUUUUAAUGAAUUAUUUUUGCUUUGUACUUUUUUCGUUAUUGUUUAAUAUUAUGAUUAUUACUCCUGGUGAUGAGUGCAUACGUUAUAAUGGCAUAUAAUAAUUUUUUGCUAAGAAGAAUUCCCCUCAUAUACUAUUUCACAAAAUGUACUUCACAAAAUGUACUUCCUUUACAAGGCGAUUGAUUUAUAAGAAUUCAGAGUAUAUUUCUAAUUUUCAGUAUGAGUUACCAGAGUAACAUGGGACUAUAUUUAAUUUUCAUCAAAUUCUUAUAAAUAUCAAUAUACCAGGAUAAUGAUGGGAAUUGCCUAUUGCUGCAUUCUACAAAAAAAUUGUUUACAUAUUCAUUGUUUAAAUGCCUUUAUAAUUAUGUCAUUUUACUUAUGUUUGAAACAUGCUAUUUAUAUGUUGUCGUUCAUAAUGAUUCAUUGUGCUGAAGAUUUGAUAUUCACUGUGUGAAUGAAAUAAAUGAACAAAAAUAUCA